Molecule: messenger RNA, 2451 nt
Organism: Oncorhynchus kisutch (coho salmon)
Lineage: Eukaryota; Metazoa; Chordata; Actinopteri; Salmoniformes; Salmonidae
Product: ice nucleation protein InaA-like
Exons: 4
Coding region: 133-2061 (642 amino acids)
Source: RefSeq, a predicted model, not a curated record
GUCACACGGACUCAACGCUAGCAGAAGAAAAACAGUCUCUUGGGGAAAGCAACAAUCGAUGUUUCAUGCAUCUCUGUCCACAGAAUAUGUUGAUUGACAAGCCCGUCGUCUAAUCAAAUCGAAUCGUCGACCAUGAUUGCAACAGGGGGCCUCCUGCGUAUAAACCGGCGCCAGGACUCCCAGCACUCUAAGAACCAAGCUGAGAACAAGAGGAAGAGGAAACAAGCCAAGAGAAAGAAGAACGAUGUAGUGGUGGUGAAGGGGAAACUCAACCUGUGUUCCCCGCCUGGGCUGGUGGCUGCGGUGGGACUGGUGGUGUUGAUGGUUGGGAUAGCCAUGGCUGUACUGGGCUACUGGCCACAUGAAGGCCACAGCCAGGGGAAGGCAUCCGGGGUAUCACCAGGGGAGGAGCGGAGAGACAACGGCAGGAUGAGCUACUCCAAGAGCCCCCUGGUGUCUGUCACCUGGAGCAAUAACAAGGAUAACAACACAGCCAACCUGACUGUUGAGGAGUUGACCAACCAGACUGUUGAGGAGUUGACCAACCAGACUGUUGGGGAGUUGACCAACCAGACUGUUGAGGAGUUGACCAACCAGACUGUUGAGGAGUUGACCAACCAGACCGUAGGGGAGUUGACCAACCAGACUGUUGGGGAGUUGACCAACCAGACUGUUGAGGAGUUGACCAACCAGACUGUUGAGGAGUUGACCAACCAGACUGUUGAGGAGUUGACCAACCAGACCGUUGAGGAGUUGACCAACCAGACUGUUGAGGAGUUGACCAACCAGACUGUUGAGGAGUUGACCAACCAGACGAGUGUCGAGUUGACGAGCCAGACUGUUGGGGAGUUGACGAGCCAGACUGUUGAGGAGUUGACCAACCAGACUGUUGAGGAGUUGACCAACCAGACUGUUGAGGAGUUGACCAACCAGACCGUAGGGGAGUUGACCAACCAGACUGUUGAGGAGUUGACCAACCAGACGAGUGUCGAGUUGACCAACCAGACUGUUGGGGAGUUGACCAACCAGACGAGUGUCGAGUUGACGAGCCAGACUGUUGGGGAGUUGACCAAACAGACGAGUGGCGAGUUGACCAACCAGACUGUUGAGGAGUUGACCAACCAGACUGUUGAGGAGUUGACCAACCAGACUGUUGGGGAGUUGACGAGCCAGACUGUUGGGGAGUUGACGAGCCAGACUGUUGGGGAGUUGACGAGCCAGACUGUUGGGGAGUUGACGAGCCAGACUGUUGGGGAGUUGACGAGCCAGACUGUUGGGGAGUUGACGAGCCAGACUGUUGGGGAGUUGACGAGCCAGACUGUUGGGGAGUUGACGAGCCAGACUGUUGGGGAGUUGACGAGCCAGACUGUUGGGGAGUUGACGAGCCAGACUGUUGGGGAGUUGACGAGCCAGACUGUUGGGGAGUUGACGAGCCAGACUGUUGAGGAGUUGACCAACCAGACUGUUGGGGAGUUGACGAGCCAGACUGUUGGGGAGUUGACGAGCCAGACUGUUGGGGAGUUGACGAGCCAGACUGUUGGGGAGUUGACGAGCCAGACUGUUGAGGAGUUGACCAACCAGACUGUUGGGGAGUUGACGAGCCAGACUGUUGGGGAGUUGACGAGCCAGACUGUUGGGGAGUUGACGAGCCAGACUGUUGGGGAGUUGACGAGCCAGACUGUUGGGGAGUUGACGAGCCAGACUGUUGGGGAGUUGACGAGCCAGACUGUUGGGGAGUUGACGAGCCAGACUAGUGUUGUUGUCAAUGGAAGUUUAUCUGUACUUGUAUCUGGUAAUGGUAGUGUACUUGUAUCUGGUAGUGGUAGUGUACUUGUAUCUGGUAAUGGUAGUGUACUUGUAUCUGGUAGUGGUAGUGUACUUGUAUCGAUAUCUACCCCUCCUCCUCCUAUACCCUCAGGUAGGUUAUUUUUUACUAAGAUAUUUUUACUUACAAGACAAAACAUUCAUCAGGUUGUUCAUUCUGUCUACUUUGCAAAGAUCCUCUCGCUCUUAUCUUGGUCAGGUCAUUAUUGUAAAAGAAAAUGUGUUCUCAGUGACUAACUUGGUUAAAUAAGGGGUAGUCAUUUUCCUCCCCCCUCCAUCUUCUUCCCAUCCUUCAGGUGGGUUGCUCUCUGAGUUCUUGGACAACUAUCUGUCCUCAGACCACCUGAAGGUGUUCGGGCCCUUAGUCAUGGGGAUAGGCAUAUUUAUCUUCAUCUGUGCAAACGCCGUGCUUCACGAGAACAGAGACAUGAAGACCAAAGUCAUCAACCUUAGAGAUAUCUACUCCACGGUCAUCGACCUCCACAGCACACGGACCAAGGAAUACUCGCCGAGUAACGGACUGGUCAACUACGUGCAGUCCAGAGGGUCUUUCAACCCCGGUAGAACGCUAGAGCUUGAUGGCAGCUCCUGGCUUUCCAACACCGGGUCCAGCCACCAGGGGGAGUC